AUGGCAUAUACGACAUCAUAUGACGGGACAAACUCUGGGCUCCAAGUUGGGCAGAACCCUGGUCAUAUUACUACUCAAUUCCUACAAUCGGAAGCUUCAUUGAAUCAAGCGUGCCUACGGGAUCUGCGAACGACCAAUCCUCACCAUGACAAAGAUCGUAUCCAAAACACCAACGGAGGGCUGCUCAAAGACUCAUACUGCUGGAUUUUCGACAGCGAGGAGUUUCAACAAUGGCAAGAAAACCAGAGCAACUGUCUCCUCUGGAUCAGAGGCGAUCCGGGCAAAGGCAAGACAAUGCUCCUCUGCGGUGUUAUCGAGGAGCUAACACAGUCCUUUGGGGGCACUGCGAAUGUUUCGUUCUUCUUUUGCCAAGCAACCGACGUGCGAAUCAAUAAUGCUACAGCUGUUCUCCGUGGCUUAAUAUAUUCGCUUGUCAAAAUGCAGCCAUCCCUUCUCUCUCAUGUAAAGAGUCAAUAUGACCACGCAGGAAAAGCAUUGUUCGAGGAUAUAAACGCAUGGAAUGCCCUCUCGAGGAUCUUCACGGAUAUCCUGAAAGACCCGAUCUUACAGAGCACCUAUUUGAUUAUCGACGCGCUGGACGAAUGCACAACAGGCCUACCUUCCCUUCUCGACUUGAUAACUCAGGUAUCGUCUGAUUACCCACAGAUCAAGUGGAUUGUCUCGAGCCGCAACUGGCCCAAUAUCGAAGAGCGUCUUGACACUACCCACACUGCUCCGAUCUCAUUAGAGCUAAAUGAAGUCUCUGUAUCCGAAGCAGUGAGCAGAUUCAUUCGAUAUAGGGUUCACCAUUUGGCGAAAGUUAAAAAAUAUAGCGAUGAUACUCGCCAUACGAUCUGCCGUCACUUGUCAUCAAAAUCGCAAGGCACUUUCCUUUGGGUCGCUCUAGUCUGUCAAGAACUUGAUAGAACACCGCGGAGGCACGCCCUUAAAAAGCUGGAGGCAUUCCCUCCUGGACUGGAUGCCUUGUACGACCGGAUGAUAGAUCAGGUUCGCAGCUCGGAAGAUGCCGAGCCCUGCAAGCGAAUACUGGCUGUCAUGUCCAUAGUAUAUCGGCCUGUCGCAUUCGACGAACUGGCCUCUCUUGUUGAACUACCUGACGAUCUCUCUUAUGACUCUGAGACCCUAUCAGAGGUUAUCGCGACUUGUGGCUCGUUUCUGACUGUGAGCGAAAAAACUAUCAAUUUCGUUCAUCAGAUAUGGGAUCCAACUACCGGUCAGAGCGUGUUAACCCUCGAAGGGCAUAGUGGUCCGGUAUUCUCGAUUGCCUGGUCGCACGAUAGAAGCCGAAUAGCGUCAGCGUCUUUCGAUAAGACAGUCAGAAUCUGGCAUCUGGCCACCGGCAAGCGUGUGUCAACCUUCAAAAGGUACUGGGAUUGGGUCACCUUAAUUGCCUGGUUGCAAGAUGGGAAGCGACUCGCAUUAGCAUCCGGUGGUAAAACAAUUACGAUCUGGGAUUCAACCACCGGCCGGAGCGUGUCCACUCUCGAGGGACAUAGUGGUCCGGUCUGCUCAACUGCCUGGUCGCCAGAUGGAAGUAGAGUCGCAUCAGCGUCUGAUGAUAAGACAAUCAGGAUUUGGGAUCCGACUACCGGUCAGAGAUUGUCGACUCUUGAGGGUCACAGUGGUUCGGUCAUUUUGAUUGUCUGGUCGCCAGAUGGCAGCCGACUCGCAUCAGCGUCCGAUGAUAAGACAGUCAAAAUCUGGGAUCCGACCGCCUGUCAGAGCUUGUCAACUAUUCUGACUAGUUCCACUGGCUUCCUUCAAUUUGAUGAACUUAAUUCGAACCGUCUGCACACGAGUAUUGGUACAUUUGAUAUAUCUUUAAUUGCUACUGCCAUGCCUAAAUCCCAUACCCGGAUCUCAUUGCCUGAGCGAUAUCGAUAUGGCUUAAGCGAUGACUCUUGCUGGAUUACUUUCAAUGGAGUCAACCUCCUGUGGUUGCCUACCGAGUAUCGACCGGUCAGUUCCUGUCUUUUUGCUAUAUUCGCAACCAAGUUGGCCAUCGGAUGUUCAUCAGGUCGCGUCACUUUUCUCGUGCUCACAGAGCACAACCCUCUCACUGGACUUUAG
Penicillium brevicompactum is the source of this 2091-nucleotide messenger RNA. RefSeq names its product NACHT nucleoside triphosphatase. Gene Ontology annotation, molecular function: protein binding. Lineage: Eukaryota; Fungi; Ascomycota; Eurotiomycetes; Eurotiales; Aspergillaceae. The transcript is spliced from 3 exons. The record is from RefSeq and is a predicted model, not a curated record. The coding region runs from base 1 to 2091 and encodes 696 amino acids.